CGUGGCAACUUUUUAGACGGUAUUGUAAAUUUUGGCGAACAUGUAUUUGAAGGGGUCGAUUACACCCUUGAAAAGUUGAGUGACUUAUAUGUAAUCGGUCCUGAUGGUAAACCUGUUAGAGUAGGCAUAACCGACUUCUUCCCUGAAACGGUGGAAGAAACUCAGAAGGAUCUCCCUAACCGUGUCUUUUUCUAUCUAUAUACAAGGAACAAUCCGUCAGACGGUCAAAAAUUGAAUGUGAACGACAAAGUUACUUUGCAAAAUAGCAACUUCAACAUAUCGAAAUAUAGCGCAAUUUUAGUUCAUGGAUGGAUGUCUAAUUACAAGGAUUUUAUAGCAGCUAAAAAUGCUUUCCUUCAAAGCUGUGACUGCAAUGUCAUAUUACUUGACUGGGGGGCAAUAGCGCAGAAUAUAAAUUACGUAUGGUCCAGCGAUCGUGUUGUGAUAAUCUCCCAGUAUGUCGCCCAGAUGAUUGACUUUCUACAUGCGGAAGGAAUGGAUGCAUCUAGGUUGACCAUAGUUGGCCUUUCUCUUGGCGCACACGUAGCUGGAUUGUCGUCCUACUUUGCAAAGAACAAAGCGAAUUUUGUAGUCGGUUUGGAUCCAGCUCAACCCAACUUCCUUACUGCUGGUGUAGGAACCAGAAUAUCUUUAGGAGACGGAGAAUACGUACAAAUUCUCCAUACCAAUGCUGGUGGGGCUGGAUUUAACAUUUCCUUGGGUGACAUUGAUUUUUGGGCAAAUAAUGGUCAGACUCAAAAUGGCUGCAAUCUCAUUGACGACACGUGUUCACAUGUUAGGUCUCUCAGUUAUUACAUAGAAUCUCUUAGUAGUAAAGUAGGAUUUAUAGGGAGAGAAUGCGACAAUUACAACGAUUUUACGCAAGGAGAAUGCGCAAAUAAUCCUACAGCUGUUAUGGGUGGCGUUACUCCGCAGACUAAUCUGAAGGGUAACUUCUAUUUCACCACAAAUUCGAACUCACCGUAUGCUAGAGGUGCCGAA
This is a messenger RNA of Heterotrigona itama, 1002 nucleotides long. The record is from the annotation of a GenBank genome assembly. Lineage: Eukaryota; Metazoa; Arthropoda; Insecta; Hymenoptera; Apidae.